CCCCAUCACCCCUCCUUCCCCCCUCCCCGUUCCAGGUCCCGCCAUGGGCAGCAUCUACAAGGACUACUUCAACACGGCCAAGAUCCGCGAGCACUACAACUACACCAAGGAGGGCCCGGACGCCUCCUCGGCUUCGUCCCGCGGCGCCGUCUCCAUCCUCAUCGUCACCCUCUGCUGCUUCAUCGUCCUCGAGAACCUCCUGGUGCUCGUCUCCGUCUGCCGCAACCCGAAGCUGCACUCCGCCAUGUUCAUCUUCAUCGCCAACCUCGCCUUCUCCGACCUGCUGGCCGGCCUGGCCUUCAUGGCCAACGUCCUCCUCUCGGGCUCCGCCACCUUCAACCUCACCCCGGUGCAGUGGUUCGUCCGCGAGGGGACGGCCUUCGCCACGUUGGCCGCUUCGGUCUUCAGCCUGUUGGCCAUCGCCAUCGAGCGCCACGUGGCCAUCACCCGCGUGAAGGUGUACGGCGGCGACAAAGGCUGCCGGAUGGUGCUGCUGAUCGGCGCCUGCUGGUUGGUGGCGGCGGCCGUGGCCAGCCUGCCCAUCAUGGGCUGGAACUGCAUCAGCGACCUCCGCGACUGCUCCACCGUCCUCCCCCUCUACUCCAAGCGCUACGUCCUCUUCGUCGUCACCAUCUUCACCCUCAUCCUCCUGGCCAUCGUCGGCCUCUACGGCCGCAUCUACUGCAUCGUCCGCUCCAGCCGAGCCGACGCCGCCGGCUCCCAAACGCUGGCGCUGCUCAAAACCGUCACCACGGUGCUGGGAGCCUUCAUCGUCUGCUGGCUGCCCGCCUUCGUCAUCCUCCUCCUGGACGCCUCCUGCCCCGUCCGCUCCUGCCGGGUCCUCUACGGGGCCAAAUACUUCUUCGCCUUCGCCACCCUCAACUCGGCGGCCAACCCCAUCAUCUACACCCUGAGGAGCAAAGAGAUGCGCAGGGAGUUCCGCAGGGUGCUUUGCUGCUGUGGGGCGGGCCGUGGGGCUGACAGCCCCGGGGGGCGCUGCGCCCUCCCGCUCCGGACCUCCAGCUCGGCCGAGCGCUGCACUCAGAAGCAGGGGCUGCCCGCCUCGCCCGGCACCCGCGACUGCACCACGUCGGUCUGAGCGCCGAGACCCCCACGGAUGGCCCGCGGCUGCCCCACGGGUGCCCCAUUGGAUGCCCCAUAGGUGCCCCACGGAUGCUUCGUGGGCGCCCCAUGGAUGCUUCUUGGUGCCCCAUUGGAUGCCCCAUAGAUGCCCCACAGGUGCCCCACGGAUGCUUCGUGGGCGCCCCAUUGGAUGCCCCAUAGGUGCCCCACGGAUGCUUCGUGGGCACCCCAUGGAUGCUUCGUGGGUGCCCCAUUGGAUGCCCCAUAGGUGCCCCACGGAUGCUUCUUGGGUGCCCCACGGGUGCCCCAUUGGAUGCCCCAUAGGUGCCCCACGGAUGCUUCGUGGGCGCCCCAUGGAUGCCCCAUGGAUGCUUCGUGGGUACCCCAUGGAUGCCCCAUGGAUGCUUCGUGGGUACCCCAUUGGAUGCCCCAUGGAUGCUUCGUGGGUGCCCCAUGGAUGCCCCAUGGAUGCUUCGUGGGUACCCCAUGGAUGCCCCAUGGAUGCUUCGUGGGCGCCCCAUGGAUGCCCCAUGGAUGCUUCGUGGGCGCCCCAUGGAUGCUUCGUGGGUACCCCAUUGGAUUCACCUUCGUUGCCCCAUGGAUGCCCCAUGGAUGCUUCUUGGGCGCCCCAUGGAUGCUUCGUGGGUGCCCCAUUGGAUGCCCCAUGGAUGCUUCGUGGGUGCCCCAUGGAUGCUUCUUGGGUGCCCCACGGGUGCCCCAUUGGAUGCCCCACAGGUGCCCCACGGAUGCUUCGUGGGUGCCCCAUGGAUGCCCCAUGGAUGCUUUGUGGGUGCCCCACGGAUGCCCCAUGGAUGCUUCUUGGGUGCCCCACGGGUGCCCCAUUGGAUGCCCCAUAGAUGCCCCAUGGAUGCUUCUUGGGUGCCCCAUUGGAUUCACCUUCAUUGCCCCAUGGAUGCUUCUUGGGCGCCCCACGGGUGCCCCAUUGGAUGCCCCAUAGGUGCCCCACAGAUGCUUCUUGGACACCCCAUUGGAUGCCCCAUGGACGCUUCUUGGGUGCCCCAUAGAUGCCCCAUGGAUACUUCUUUGGUGCCCUAUUGGGUGCCCCAUGGAUGUUAUUUGGUUGCCCCACGGAUGCUUCUUGAGUGCCCCACAGGCACUCCAUGGACACCCCAUGGAAGCCCCAUAGAUGCCCUAUGGAUACCCUAUGGACACCCCACAGACACCACAUGGAUGCCCCAUACGACCCCGUGGAUUCUUCUUGGUUGCCCCAUGGAUGCCCCACAGAUGCCCCAUGGAUGCCCCACAGAUACCCCAUGGAUGCCCCAUGGCCACUACCGGGAUAUCCCAUAUGUACUCCAUGGCCACAAUCCAUAGGGACCCCACGGCCACCCCAUGGGUGACCCACAGCCACCCCAUGGCCACCCCAUGGCCACCUUACAGCCACCCCAUGGCCACCCCACGGCCACCCCAUGGGUGACCAAUGGCCACCCCAUGGCCACCCUACAGCCACCCUAUGGCCACCCCAUGGGUGACCAAUGGCCACCCCACGGCCACCCCACGGCCACCCCAUGGCCACCCUACAGCCACUCCAUGGCCACCCCACGGCCACCCUAUGGCCACCCUACGGCCACCCCAUGGAUGACCAAUGGCCACCCCAUGGCCACCCCACGGCCACCCCAUGGCCACCUUACAGCCACCCCAUGGCCACCCCACGGCCACCCUAUGGCCACCCUACGGCCACCCCAUGGCCACCCCACGGCCACCCCAUGGGUGACCAAUGGCCACCCUUAUGGCCGCCCCACAGCCACCCCCCCGCCCCACCUCGGGGGCACCCAGCGGUACGAAUCUCCAACCCCAUCUCCCCGCCCCCCCCAGACCCCUUCACCCCCCUCCCCAACCCCCCCCCCCUCUAAGGUACGAACAGUCCGAUCCCUUCCAAUUACCCCAAUUAAUUAAUUACCCCUCCCCCCCAUCCCCGCCCCCCCCCGGCGUGCACGGGCGCAUCUCCCCACGCCCUGCCCGCUCCCCGGGGCCAUCGGAUCCCGUUGGACGGGUCCUGGUGGUGAAUUCCCCCCCCCGCCCCCCCCC
Messenger RNA from Gallus gallus (chicken), 3132 nucleotides. RefSeq names its product sphingosine-1-phosphate receptor 2 (gene S1PR2). Gene Ontology annotation, molecular function: sphingosine-1-phosphate receptor activity. The record is from RefSeq and is a predicted model, not a curated record. Lineage: Eukaryota; Metazoa; Chordata; Aves; Galliformes; Phasianidae. Gene Ontology annotation, cellular component: membrane. The transcript has a single exon. Gene Ontology annotation, biological process: sphingosine-1-phosphate receptor signaling pathway. The coding region runs from base 44 to 1099 and encodes 351 amino acids.